AUGAAGUCGUCAUUUACAUUUAAAAUCGGGGUCCUUUUGCUUCUCGUCACUCAGCAAGUGACCACGAGUCGGCUACCUCCUCCCGAGGAUGACGUGGAGGAGGAGCAACCUACUGAGCCGACAACAGGCAACGGAGGUGACGAGAAACUUGAAAAACCAGAAGCCGAAGAACUGAAAGAAGGAGAGCCGGAAGCUGAAAAAGCGGAAUCUGAACAACCGGAAGCAGAAAAAUCGGAUGCAGAAACACCGAAAGAAUCAGAGGGUCAAGAACCGGAAGAAGAAGAAGAAGAACUGCGCGGUUUAAGAGGUCAAGCCAACCCGUUAGCCGCCCUGCACCAGUCCGCCGUCAAGUGCGCGACUCGUGGAAGUUACGGGGUUAAAAACGAAUGUUCCAAAUAUAUCGAAUGUCGCAAACAAGGUGCCAUCACUGCGACCAGAUAUUGCCCUUCGGGAAAGUUCUUUGACCACUUUAAACGCGUCUGCAUGUUUUCGGGUGACGCAUUCUGCAAAGAUACUUGUCCCCAAGAUGGAGUCAAAUUUGUCGAUCCCUCAGAUCACAAAGGAUGGUUGGAAUGUGUGAAUGGUGUACCAAUGCCAAAACCUUGCAGAAAUGGUGAAGUUUACAGCCAGAGCAGUAUGAGGUGCGAGCAUGACGCGGAGGAGUACUCGGACGGGGAGUACUACGAUGACGAGUAAUAAAACAACUUAUCAAGGAUGGAUGAGUGACUGUACGAUUAUCCAAAUAUUUGUGUAUUGCAAAUAAUUUCUGUGUAUGCACAUAAAUAAGUACACGGUAUUU
Messenger RNA from Folsomia candida, 799 nucleotides. RefSeq lists its product as uncharacterized. The transcript has 4 exons. Bases 1 to 696 code for a protein of 231 amino acids. Gene Ontology annotation, cellular component: extracellular region. The record is from RefSeq and is a predicted model, not a curated record. Lineage: Eukaryota; Metazoa; Arthropoda; Collembola; Entomobryomorpha; Isotomidae. Gene Ontology annotation, molecular function: chitin binding.